This is a messenger RNA of Mytilus californianus (California mussel), 3897 nucleotides long. RefSeq names its product golgin subfamily A member 1-like. The coding region runs from base 121 to 2748 and encodes 875 amino acids. NCBI's taxonomy places the organism in Eukaryota, Metazoa, Mollusca, Bivalvia, Mytilida, Mytilidae. Gene Ontology annotation, cellular component: Golgi apparatus. The transcript is spliced from 22 exons. The record is from RefSeq and is a predicted model, not a curated record.
GAAUAGGAGAAGAUAACUGACAUGUAAAGAUUUGCCAAGCUGGCGAUCCGGUUUGAUUAAUAAGAAAUGAUCCCCUUAUGUGCUUACGAUGAUUUCCAUUAGGCCUAUUUACAUGAAGUAAUGUUUGCCAAAUUAAAAAAGAAAAUAGAGGAGCAGGAUGGAGGUGCUGGUGACGGAAAUAGAACAUUAAGUCCUCUGAAAGGAAACUCAGUGCAAAGUCCUUCAUGGAAAGAUCAUCGUGGAUAUGAAUCAGAUAGUUCCAGUUCUGCUUUACAGUCCCCAACACCAUUUGGUGCUUCAAGGGAAGAUCUGCGAGAUCCGGGUGGUUCAAGAGAAGAAGUUCUUGCUUCCUUGCUUAAAAGAACAGAACAAUGUAAAAAAUUUGAAGGAAAAAUAACUGAAUAUGCUGCAAUAAUAAAGGAGAAAAACAAAAAUAUUGAAAAGCUUGAAUCAUCAUUACAGAGUCAAGAAGCAGGUCAUGAUCAGAAGAUACGAGAAUUAAACGAGCAAUAUCAGAUGAACCAAUCAAAGAUGGCUGAAGGAUUUACACUGGCUCUACAGAAAAAGGAUGAGGAAAAAGAUGAUUUAUGGGCAAAAAUAACAGAAUAUGAGGAAUACAAAGAUAAAUUGUAUAAACAAGAGGAAGAAAAAGAAGAACUACAAGGACUGGCAACACAAGAGCUGGCCAAGGUCAAACAUUUGCUCUUGAAUACUGAAGAAGAAUUGAGAAGAGUUAAAAAUGAGUUAAAGGAAACACAAUCUUGUUUAGAAGUAGCAGAGAGAACUGUAAAAGAUUUAGAAAACAAAGUGACAGACCUUGAGGAAGAUAGAAAACAAGUAACAGUUCAAAGUGAUAAACUAACAGAGGAAAACAGAAUUUUGUCAAAGAUGAUAAGCAGUCUAUCUAAAGAGAAAGAAAAAUUAAAAGAGGAAAGUGAUUUAAACCAGAAAACAUUAAAUGAGAAGUGUGUAGUUUUGUCAACAGUAGAAGAAAAGAAAAUAGAUAUAGAAAAUCAAUAUCAAACUCUGCAAUAUAAUUAUGAUACUCAUAAAACAAAGUCAAAUAAACUUAUAGAGGAAAAAGAUGAACACAUAGAACAAUUAAAAGAAAGAAUACAUGUACUAGAACAGAGGUUUCAGGACCAGAGUUUGUCUGGAGAUGACAGGGUAUCAGCUUUAGAAUUAGAGAGAGACAGUUUAGAGAAAAAAUUGGAAGAAUGCAGAGAACAACUCUCAGAAAUUAAAUCAACAUGGAGUGAUAAAAUAUCCCAUUUAGAGGAACAGAUUUCCCAUCUAAAUGCCAAAAUGGUUGAAGAUAGUGAUGAACUUUCAAGAAGUGAGCAGAAUGCAGAAAGUUCUAGAGAGAGUUAUCAGUCACAACUAACUCAGUUACAAACAAAACUAGAGGAUGCUGAACAAAGAUGUGAAGAAAACUUGGAUCUUCUCAACAAAAAAGAAAAACAGUUUGAGAAAGAGAAACAUGAUUUGGAAACAGAACUGAAUAAAGAACACUUUGAAAAGAUGGAUUUAGAAACUCAACUUGUGUCAAAAAUUACCUCCCUUGAAUCCCAAUUAAUGUCUGAAAAACAGUCAAAGGAACAUGAAAAAAUACUGCUAGAGCAAAAAAUAGAACAUUUGGAAAAGCAAGAAAAUGACUAUCUGGAGAAAGCAACAAAGCUUGAAGAACAAGUUAUGCAGUUAGAAAAAAACAGAGAUGUACUGGAGAAUGAAAAGUACAGUUUAUCAAAUGAUGAAUUAAAGUUAAAGAAGAAAGUAUGUGAGAUGGAGAAUACAGAAACAGAAUUGAGGAGUAUGAUUUCAGAUCAUGAGAAUAAAUUAACUCAGUCAUCUAAGCAGAUGGAAGAACUGGAACAGUUUCUAAAGAGCAAAGAAUCUGAGCUUUGUGAAUGCAUUGCAGAAAAAGAUGAGUUGUUAGUGAGAAAUGCUGAGUUAUCACAGAAAAAUUUGUCUGUUCAGAGCAGCUCAGAUAGUAUUAUUAACCAGCUUAGAUCAGAGAUAAAAGACCAAGAUGAUCAAUUAGAUAAUUUACAACAGUCACAUGAUUCAUUGCAAGAGAAUGUUGAUUUCCAUGAAAAAAAGAUAAAAGAGCUGGAAGAUGGCAAAGAAGAGAAUGACCAGACUUCUACACAAGUUAGUACUCUGGAGCAAACUGUCACAGAUUUACAGGAACAGCUGGCAGACAAAAAUAAGGCUUUGAAAAAACAGGAACAAAGACUUAGAGAUCUUCAAAAAACUUUACAGCGUGAACUUAGAGUUCAACCUCUCCCCAGUGAUGAACCAGUUGUUAUUGAUGGUGCUUCAUUUACUCCACCAAUGCAGCGGAAAAUUAGUGAAAGUCGGAAUUCCCCAUCCAGAGACAAUAUUGAUUUUAAGGAUCAUAAUCCUGCAACCAUUAGUCAUGUGAUGAAGCCAUUUGACACAAACAAUCAUUCAGACAAUACUUUAGAUGUUCAUAAAAAUCGGACACGCAAUUCAGAUCAUUUACUGAGAAAGGACUUAGAAAAUGAUGUGAACUUUAAAUAUUUGAAACAUGUGGUUUUAAAAUUUAUGUUAAGUAGAGAAGCCGAGGCAGUGCAUUUAAUACGAGCUAUAUCAGUGUUACUACAUUUCUCACCAGAUGAACAAAAGAUGUUACAUGAUACAUUAGAAUACAGAAUGUCAUGGUUUGGAAUUCGACCAGCACUAGGCUCAGGACAGAAAUCAAAAUACAUUCCGCCACCAUUUUAAUGUUGUGAUUUAUAAGAGAGUAUAUAUGUCAAAUGAUUAAUGCCAUUUGAUUUUCAUCAGAAUAUUUUCUCCUGAUUUGGCACCACCAGAGAAAUUACACUGCAUUUUGUAAGAAUUACAUCACAAUGAGUUUAUAUAUAGGUAUAAUAAAAAUUCAAAGUAUCUCCAAACAGAAAGUGACUGCUGGCAAAUAUUUCAGUGGUUCUUGAGAAAGAGAUACAAAUUUGAAAUGUUUCUGGAAUGCACAAUGCUUGCAAUAGCUCACAUUGCGAAGCAUAUAACAUAACAUCUAGAAUGUGUGCAGCUAUCUCCAUUGUUGCAAUUUUUAUGUUGUGGAAAACGAGAUCCUCCUAAUGGAUGUUUCAGAAUAGAACAAUGGACCAGAAUUUUGUUCCAGAACAUAAAUAUGAGUAGCAAAGCUUUACCAAUAUUAUAUUUCAAUGGAUUUCCUUUGAAAAUAAAGGACAUGUUGUAUUAAUUCAUGACACAAAAUCCCUUCAUGCACUUUUCAAAACCAAAAGCAAAGAAAAAGUGUUUUUCUUGCUGUUUUUCAUCUCUAAGUUACCGUACAGUGUAAGGCCAUAGGUAUUCGCCACGUGUAAUUUUUCACUAUAUAUUUUAUAUAAAUUUGUGUUUUUCAAAAAAAUAUUAUGGAGUCAUUUCUGGUUAGAUUUUAAUCAAUUUGGUACCAAUAGAUGCAGAAUUGUAUCAAGUUUAAUUGGUGUAUUUUUGUUAUGGGGCGUUUUCAUUUUCUAAACUCAAGCAUUAUUUUUGUUCAGAAAUUUGAUAUUUUACGAUAACGAUACAUAUAAAACCCUGACAAUCUGUUUAUUGUUAUAUUACUGUUCUUUUCCACCUCCUUUAGACAGUUUUAUGGGUAAGGUCUCCUGACACAUAAAGAUGUUGCUGAUUAAUUUAUCUCAGACAUUGUGAUGUCGCUGAUAAUGUUUGCUCACAUCUCAAAGCAGUGAUACGAGAAUUACGGAGCAACUGAGUAGGGUGAUAUGGUAAAGAUAAGGACGAUAAAUGCAUUUAUUUCGCAAAUGAAAUAUUCAAUUAAAUCUAUUUUUCUUCAUAUCAUAAAUUAAACUCCUUCAAUAAUUUUCUGUUAUGGAAAUAAAAUAAAAUAAAAACUUGACACUUGCUCAA